AUGGUUUAAUGUUUGAACAUAUUGAGCUGUAUUUUGUUGGAAAUAAUACAUUAUGGCUAAAUAUUUAAAUAAAUGCUUCCUGAUUCGUAGAUACAUUUUUUAUAAAUUUCCCUCGUUUUACUUUGAUAAGUUAUCGGCGUCCCAGUCAUGAGUACAUGUUUUAUUAUAUUUUGUUCGGUUUUUGUUUUCGUGUCCCUGGCACCAAAUAAAGAAAACCAACCCAAUGUUUCAAGAGAUGGAAUAGGAGACUUAUUUAACCCCCCUAACAUAAUUGAAAACGUAGCGAAUCAAAUUCCAGGUAAUUCACCAAUUCAAGGCAUCGGGGAUAUAUUUAAUCAAACUAACAGUAAAAAUUCAAGUUUUUUGGACAAGGUGAAAUUGUUCCUUGUGACAGUACAAGGAGUUGUAAUGCCCGCGAGUACUAUAACUAGCGGAUUUUCCAAUUUGGUGCAAGGUUUGGGAAAUGUAGGAAAUAUUUUCCAAAAUUUUGGACAAAAUCUAAAUAUAACAAUGAUACCACAAACAUAA
This is a messenger RNA of Cylas formicarius (sweet potato weevil), 528 nucleotides long. RefSeq lists its product as uncharacterized. The record is from RefSeq and is a predicted model, not a curated record. The transcript has 5 exons. The coding region runs from base 148 to 528 and encodes 126 amino acids. Lineage: Eukaryota; Metazoa; Arthropoda; Insecta; Coleoptera; Brentidae.